Molecule: messenger RNA, 1521 nt
Organism: Aspergillus versicolor CBS 583.65
Lineage: Eukaryota; Fungi; Ascomycota; Eurotiomycetes; Eurotiales; Aspergillaceae
Product: glycoside hydrolase family 32 protein
Exons: 1
Coding region: 1-1521 (506 amino acids)
Biological process (GO): sucrose catabolic process
Molecular function (GO): sucrose alpha-glucosidase activity
Source: RefSeq, a predicted model, not a curated record
AUGAUUGUUCCGACUCUACUCCUUCUUACUGCCCAGGCUUUAGCCGACGACUAUCGCCCACUGUUCCACUUCGUCCCGGAAAAAAACUGGAUGAAUGAGCCCAACGGGCUGAUCAAGAUUGACUCUGUCUGGCAUCUGUUCUACCAGCACAACCCAACCGAGAAUGUCUGGGGAAACCUGAACUGGGGCCACGCAACCAGCACCGACCUUGUCCACUGGACGCAUGAGCCCAUCGCAAUAACAAGCGAGGACGGCGUCGAAGCCUUCACCGGGACUAGCUACUACGAUGCUGAAAAUACAUCAGGGCUAGGCACCACUCAGAGCCCGCCCUAUCUGGCCUGGUACACAGGAUACUUCCCGUCGAAUGGUACACAGGACCAGCGCCUUGCGUACAGCGUGGAUGGAGGCGUGACUUACACAAAGUUCGCUGGUAACCCAAUUAUCUCAGCGGCACAGGAAGCGCCCCAUGAUACAACCGGGGGGCUGGAGACGCGCGAUCCCAAGGUCUUGUUCCAUGAGGCAUCUGGGAAAUGGGUCAUGAUUCUUGCCCAUGGUGGCCAGGACAAAGUGACUUUCUGGACCUCUACUGAUGCCAAGCGUUGGACCUGGGUGAGCGAUCUUGGAACAGCCCAGGUACCAGGCCUGCCGGCAAAUAUCACCGGCUGGGAGGUGCCGGACCUUUUCCAGCUACCUAUUGAAGGCACCGAUGAGACUACCUGGGUGUUGAUUCUGACUCCGGCAAAGGGUUCUCCAGCCGGUGGGAACGGCGUCUUCGCCUUGACAGGUUCAUUCGAUGGCGAAAGCUUCAAGCCGGAUCCUGUGGAAUCUGGGAAUCUGUGGCUUGACUAUGGGCGUGAUUUCGACGGCGCGAUGAGCUGGGAGAAUGUUCCUGGAUCGGAUGGGCGACGGAUCCUCGCGGGCAUCUCAAACAGCUACGGCGCCAGCCCGCCAACUAACACCUGGAAAGGGAUGCUCUCGUUCCCUCGCACUCUGGCGCUACAGCAAACAGGUUCUGCGCGUUCCUUUAUUCAGUGGCCUGUCAGUGAACUUUUGGAUAUAGGCUCGCCUCUGACAACUAUACAAAACAAGACAAUUGCCCCGGGCCAGACCCUUCUGUCGUCUGUUGGGGGAACAGCAUUGGAUAUCGAGCUUGCAUUCACCCCACAGAAAGACGCGAUUUUGUCACUGGCAGUUCGAAAGGCCGGAUCACAGCAAACAGUCAUCCAGUACAAACAGUCCACCGCGACGCUGUCAGUUGACCGAACGGCUAGUGGGGAUACAACCUACGACGCUGCAGCAGGGGGCGUUCACAAUGCUUCUCUGCAGCCCGAUUCUUCGGGGCUGGUCCAUAUCAGGACACUGGUUGAUACCUGCUCUGUGGAGGUUUUUGGCGGGAAAGGGAAGGUUGUUAUCUCGGACCUUAUCUUCCCAGAUGACACAGCAGAUGGCCUGGCUCUGCAGGUAACUGGAGGGUCCGUCAUGCUACAGAGUGUAGUGGUCAGGGAGGUCUCUCUUGAGUAG